This is a messenger RNA of Rhodofomes roseus, 1287 nucleotides long. Its product is annotated as maintenance of telomere capping protein 1. The transcript has 4 exons. NCBI's taxonomy places the organism in Eukaryota, Fungi, Basidiomycota, Agaricomycetes, Polyporales, Fomitopsidaceae. The record is from RefSeq and is a predicted model, not a curated record. The coding region runs from base 1 to 1287 and encodes 428 amino acids.
AUGACCACAAAGUCCAAGUCCAAGCAAGAAGAAGCUCUGCAGUUUCUCGACGAUCUCGACUCAUUGGCACCCCCAGAGGGUGUCCCCGAGUCUACCCAAGCCUCCCAACCGCCGCCCGGCGGAGAAGCCGAGGUGUACGCAUUCAUAGACGAAAUCACGCAGAAGAGCUCGGAGCCUCCGCGUAUAACGACGUCCCACAUCGAACGGCCCUUGUCGCGUGCAGGAACGCCCGGACCAACCGUACGGAAGAGCACCGAGCGAGUACGCGUAGGUGCGGCAACACCUCUGUUACCGACGAAUACCAGCUCUACUUCCAAGACCGAAGCCUCUGGUUCGCGCUUGGGUACUCCAGUCACUCCAAAUGAUAGCGCUCAGGAAGGCCAUGCCGCUCCUGGAGGGGUUUGGGGUUGGGGCAGCGUAUGGUCGAGUGCUAGCGCUGCUAUUCAGCAGGCUAGGACUGCUGUGGACGAACAGGUGAAGAAGAACGAGCAGGCUCGCAAGUGGAGUGAGGGGGUCAUAGAGUAUGCAAGGACAGCUCAGCUGAAUAAACUCGGCACCGACUUCAAGAGGGUCGGACUGUCCACUCUCACCGAUAUUCUUAAUGUUGUUGCUCCGCCCAUUUCAGAGCAUGAAGUCAUUCAGGUCUGGCUCAGCCACGAUAUGGCCGGGUAUGACGGCGUCGAAUCACUCGUAUACAGAGCGCUGUCAAGGAUCUUGGAGCAGGUGGAAGGUGGAGACCUCGUAGUCAACCGAGGCGACGAGUUCCGGCCCAAGGAACCCGCUAACGGCAAGAGAGAGUUGAACGCCGUGGAAGGGUUCGAGGCGGCGUUGAAGCUUGCACAGGCCAACAUCGACGAGAUCAUCAAGCACAACGCGAAGCCCCAACAAACGCACCCAUCGUCAGCUCAGAAUCCCACCACCUACUCCUACGUCUACAUCCGCAUACAACCAUACAUGACGACCUUCCCUCUUCCCCAACCCUCCGUGAAUGCUGAGGUCGUCACUCCAGCAACGCCGACUACACAGUCGUCCCUGCAGUUCCUGCUUUAUCUCUCGGAUCCUACGCAUCAGUUGAACCAUUCCACGGUCACCCAAGCCGUUCCGUGUAAAUGGCUUGACUUCUGGGACGAGUUCGAAUGGGUGGAGGAUCUGGUCGUGGAGGCUAUCCGAGUAGGCGUCGAGGUUAUCGGUCAGGAGUACAUCGUGUCGCGCAUGGGAUGGAGCAACCCUACGGAGAAUGACCAACGAGAAAUCGAGCAAAGUGUAGAGGAGCCUACUGCUGUUUGA